Molecule: messenger RNA, 3985 nt
Organism: Penaeus chinensis
Lineage: Eukaryota; Metazoa; Arthropoda; Malacostraca; Decapoda; Penaeidae
Exons: 12
Coding region: 118-2997 (959 amino acids)
Molecular function (GO): catalytic activity
Source: RefSeq, a predicted model, not a curated record
CCUUAAUCAGCUGAGGUGUUUUGUGUUUGUUGACAUAGUCCCUGAGUGCUGGGUGGCUUUCCGAGUGGAUAUUUGCGAUAUUUAGAGGCCAUGACGUGAGAUUCCAGACAGGUCACCAUGGACCGUGCGCACCUCUUUCUCUUGAGCCUUAGGGAUGAAGUUGUGGAGAAACUAGAAAUCGUUUGGAGUCAUGUGUUGGAGGCACUCCCAAAGAGUCACAACAAAGUCGGCGUAGCUUCAGGAGACUUGGGAGUCGACUCAGACGGACGGGUAUGGGUGGAAGUUGGUGGGCCGGGGCUGAAGCUCCGCGUGAUGCACCUCCACCCGGCCAACCCCUCCGUCGCAGAGGUCAUAUCAAUGAGACUCUCAGGAAUGGCCGAUGCAGAGCGGGGAGAAAACAUGAUCAGUCUCCCAGCAGAUGAUGAGAUUUCCUUGGCUUCGCUUGAGGACUACUGGUUCAACCACUGGCAAGGCCCGUACAUCAUGGCAGAUUCAAAUCAAAACAACGUUAACUUCAGAAGGUCCCGAAGGAGUUUGAGGAAGUCUAAGAGAAAAUUCCGGUGCUCUGUUUGUCAAAAAAAGAUAAUAAAUUCCAGCGGCCGUCAUGAGGAGCCGCAAGAAGCUCCCUGCUUUGAUGGUGAGAAUGUCCUAGCUCACGUGCCCUCCAUUAAGCUCGAGACCCGAAGCCCAAAGCUUGAGGACGCAGCAGCUGGGAGUUCUGAUGAUGAGUGCAUGAAGCCGGCCGUGAGUGAGGAAACUCUCUCCAGGCUAGGCUUGGGAAGAUAUAGUGCUAGUGAUGAGCAGCUGGCUAGGGCUUAUCGUGUGAUGGACAACGAACUCCGAACCAGUUUCACUCUCUUUAAUGAAGGAACAGUCACACAAGAUGUUGUUGAUGGCGUCAGCAUGGAUGUUCAUGAUGCCACUGGUUCUCCAGACUCCAGCCUCCAUCUUGUGCCUCCUCUCCACAGCCCUAGGCAGUCUAGAUCCUGUCCCUGUAGUCCCAAGCUUUCAGGGAGAAACCACAGUCCCAAGUCCAAUACUGACAGCCCUAAACCGAGGUCCCGUUCGGGUAGCUCGAAGUUCUCACUAAGUAGCUCUCUCUUGGCCAUCCAUCGGCAAGCGUCCAAUUCACUGAGACCAGACUUUCUCCGGUUUGACCUUGGCAAGGGGGAGCAGGGUGGGGGAAGCAGCUCCAAGAAUGGCUCCCAGCAGAGCAGCCUCAAAAGUGAGCUACGGCACUCUCGGUCUGCUGCCGAUGCACACAACAGCAGUUAUGCUGAUUCACAUCUAACUGCUACUAACAGCAUGUCAUUGAAGGGGGAAAGCAGUGGCAAUGAGACCUCAAGAAACGCCCUUCAUGAAAGCCACUCGCUUCCAACUCUGAAGCUCUCGAGAAUGUCCAUGAUAUAUAAGGGUGGCAUGAUUGUGAACCAGGACUCGCCUCAGAGCCUUACGUCAGACACCACUCGGCUGAUCAUGGAGGGAGCCUGCGCCCUGCCAUCAACACCAGAAGCGGAUUCUUACUCUGAGGAACGUGACCCACCCUCUAUGCUUCUCCCUGAUGUUGUGCCAAGGUACGAAGCCUCAGGCCCUGCGCUCAACCAGAUUUCUGAAACGGAGGUCUCGGUGCCAUCAACCCCUUCCUCUCCCAAAGAACAGGGCAUGAAGUACCACUUUGAUACCAAGGAGGGAGUCGUCAACCUGGGAUUUGACGGACACGAGGAAAGCUCUGACUACUCAGAUGUGAACGAACUCACAGGUGCCAAGCCAGCGGAAACGCCAAGUGAUUCUCCCCGUCAGAAGGGCAGAAGGGGAUCAACUGAUAGUAAUAUUGACCUCGGGAAGAGCAACAUCCAGCUUAAUAUUACGGACAUACAUGGCAUAUCUGUGGCUCAUUCCCCUCAGGGUCAGGAAGUGACAUUAUCCCUUGAGGUUCCACAGGGAGCCAGUCAGGCAGUGUCAGGCCAAGCAGGAGUGGACAACCUUUCUUGCGACACCUCUGAAGUGCUAUCCUUAAGUGGUUCAUCAGCACCCUCCAGCGCCCCCAGUACUAUUGCAGCUGACUCAGCCUUAUCCAAGCCACAAGCUCUGUUGCAGGAGGAGGAACAAGAUAAUGAACCUCUUUACGACCACAUGCUAGAGGCUCGACAGCUGGUCUUCUGGUGGCAGAGGACAAACCUGAAUGAUAAUUCAGAAUUCUGCCAAAACUAUGCUGAAUGUAAAGUUAAACAAAAGCCUUUGUUACUUUUCCUACAUGGUAUGGGUGGGAGUAGUGACGCUUGGAGGCAACAGCUUUGGUAUUUUGUCAGCUGUGGAUAUGAGGUUGUGGCACCAGACUUGAUGGGUCAUGGGCUGAGUUCAGCUCCAGACGACCCAAAGCAGUACACAUUCUCGCAGAUGCUCGAUCACAUGACCCUCGUGUUUGACCUCUUUGUGCCCCAGGGAAGGAAGUGCGUUGUCAUAGGACAUGGAUACGGGUGCUCCUUAGCAGCAGCUCUAGCAAGAGGUCGCCCACAUUCCGUCCGUCUGGUGAUCUUGGCGUGCAGUGGCGGUCCAAGCCCCCUCGUACCCACCCCUCCUUCCAAAACCUUCCUGCAUUCGUCUAUGGCGGCUUUCCUCAGUCCCUUCCUGGCUUGUGGGUGCUGCAGCAGAGAGAUUUUAUAUGCACCAAGAGGAAAGCAUUUUGCUGUCGAAACCUUGACAGGAAAGGCAAUAACACCGACUCCACGCUAUGUCCUAGAGUAUGUUGCCAAGGGUCAGCACUGGCCAGAGGGUGAUGUGGCCUUCCAUCGACGCAUAACAGUGCCGACACUUCUCCUGCAUGGAAUGAAGGAUGAUAGGGUCUCAUUAGUAGAAAUGUGUGAAAUGGAAAGGACCAUCCCGAGAGCAUUCCUAGAGAUGAUCCCAAGCGCGGGUCAUGACCUAAUGACAGAUGCACCAUUGGAACUGUGUCACUCGCUUCACCGUUUUAUCAAGAGAUGGAAAAGACAACUUUGAUGAACGAAGGUCAUCGUAGUGAUUGUUUAAGAAAUUUGGAUGUUGAUGAGUAAUUUGACAAUGCAAAGUGUGCAAUUAACAUUUCAGAGUGAGGUCUUUCAGAAUUAUAUUGUUCUGAAGCUGAUGGAAAUAUCUAGAUAUUAGAUUUGUAUUGUGAAAUUGGUCACUCCCAUUCUUCAGUAGCAAAACGUGAAGUAAAGUCACAAAAGCACAAAGACAGUAACAUGUGAAAAAUAAAAUGAAUUGGCCACUAUAGGAAAAGCAACUCAGUAUCACAGGUGUUUCAAUGCAAACAAGACUCCAUCCAGAAAUAUGGAAUAGGUUAAUCCGUUUUAACCUGUAUGUGGAUUUGCUUAUUGUAUUUUUCGUAUGUGGCAGUAUUUUAUUUUGUAUCACAUAGUCAUCUUUGAGUGAUUAAUGCCAAAAGGAGUAUUAUACUCAUCUAAAAUCAGGUUGAUUAUUAUUGCAAUUAUUCUUUUCUUUUUUUUAUAAUUAAUGUAUAUUUGUAAAUAAUAUAAAAUUACUGUGAAACUUUAUUCUUAUCGGUACAGAGUUGAGAUUUUUUCCAUGAAUUUCUUAAAGGUGACAUUUUAUAGUAUAUUAAGAGAUUAUCAUACUCUUUUAUUAUAUGUAUACAUACUCUUUUACUCCUUCAUCAUAUGUAUCAUAGCUAAUGUAGCUGUUAUAGAACCACGGUGUGUUUGUUGCAUCAGAGAAUAGUCUUUCUAUUUACUUUACAAGAGUGAGAUCAGAAUCAUUACAGAUUAUGUCGCACACUGCUCACUGCUGUGCAUUUUCCUGCCUUAAUUUCUUUUGUCGAAGGGGAAGCGUAUUUGGCCUCUGUUUUGUAGAAUCAUUUGGGGAAUCAUUUGUGUCUCUGUUGACCAAGUGUUCGUGGAGGAUUGGGUUAACUGUAGUUGAAUGUCCGUCCAACAAUAUAUACUUAAUUGGGUGAUUAAGAGAUUGAGAAUACUAUAUUCGUCAAUAU